AUGACGCCCAUUAAAGCCAGUGAGGUCCAAACUACCCCUGCUUUCAACAAUGUGGGUAAACCUAUCGCUCCUAUCGCGCCCACCUUUACUUUUAGAAAUCCAUAUCUGCGGUAUGUUGGUGCAUCUGCCAAUUUGAUCUCCAGUCAGAAGCGGAAGGCAGCCGGACCUGUUAUGUACUCUCCGACACCCAAGCGAGUGAAGAUGAAGGCUUCGAUCUCGAACGACCCCGAGGCCACACGCCCGAUCGCCGAUCCUGGAAACACCAGAUAUCAUUCAUUUAAUGACAGCGAGUGGCACAACUCUGUCCAGGGGGAACCUGAAAGACCUCGUUCGGGAAACAGCAAGGCUCUUCUUGCGGUUUACGAGGGCAUUUUGGAAACCCUGGCGCGAGUUGAUCUUGACGUCCAGAAAUUGGAAGAGAUCAUUCUGGAUCAUGGACACAAUGCAGAAUCUUUGGAUAUAGAUGAUAAUGCAAAAGUGGAGAAUCCUGGAUCGCAGAAGUCAUUUGGGGUGAGAUACUGA
This is a messenger RNA of Penicillium griseofulvum, 522 nucleotides long. RefSeq lists its product as uncharacterized. The record is from RefSeq and is a predicted model, not a curated record. Bases 1 to 522 code for a protein of 173 amino acids. The transcript has a single exon. Lineage: Eukaryota; Fungi; Ascomycota; Eurotiomycetes; Eurotiales; Aspergillaceae.